Molecule: messenger RNA, 1963 nt
Organism: Galeopterus variegatus (Sunda flying lemur)
Lineage: Eukaryota; Metazoa; Chordata; Mammalia; Dermoptera; Cynocephalidae
Product: zinc finger protein 709-like
Biological process (GO): regulation of immune system process; regulation of cytokine production; negative regulation of transcription by RNA polymerase II
Source: RefSeq, a predicted model, not a curated record
GUGGCUUCGCCUCAACCUGCGUCCUGCUGUGAUCUGCAGUGACCGCGGUUGCCGUAGGGAGGACGCUGGAACACUCUGAAAUGGACUCAGUGACCUUUGAGGAUGUGAUCGUGAACUUUACUUUGGAGGAAUGGGCUUUGCUGGAUCCUUCCCAGAAGAAUCUCUACAGAGAUGUGAUGCUGGAAACCUUUAGGAACCUGCUUUCUAUAGGAAAAGAAUUGGAAGACCAGAACAUUGUAGAUCAGUACAAUAAUCCCAGGAUGAACCUAAGCAAUUAUGUGGUAGAGAGAGUCUGUGAAAAUGCAGAAGGUAGUCAGUGUGGAGAAAUCUUCAGCCGAGUUCCAGAUUGUCAUCUGAACAAGAAAACUCCUCCUGGAGUAAAACCAAGUGAAAGCAGUGUGUGCAGAGACACUUUCAUGUGUCCUUCAUCCCUUAAUGGGCACAUCACAGUUCACACUGGACACAAACCAUAUGAGUGUCAGGAAUAUGGUGAGAAUCUACAUAAAUGUAAAGAAUGUGGGAAAACCUUCAGUUGUCACCACUCUUUUCAAAUACAUGAACGAACUCACACUGAAGAGAAACUGUAUGAUUGUAAGCAAUGUGGGAAAACCUUCAUUUCUCUCAAAAGCAUUCGAAGACACAUGAUGCUGCACACUGGAGAGGCACCUUAUAAAUGUAAGGUGUGUGGGAAAGCCUUUGCUUAUCACAGUUUCUUUCAAUUACAUGAAAGAACUCAUACUGGUGAGAAACCCUAUGAGUGUAAGCAGUGUGAUAAAGCCUUUGGCUGUUCUAGUUUCCUUCGAUACCAUGAAAGCACUCACAGUGGAGAGAAGCCCUAUGAAUGUAAGGAAUGUGGAAAAGCAUUCGUUUGUCUCAAAAAUGUUCAAAGUCACAUGAUAACACACAUUGGAGAUGGACCUUACAAAUGUAAAGUGUGUGGCAAAGUCUUUGGUACUCCCAGUACAUUUCAAGGACAUGAAAGAACUCACACUGGAGAGAAACCCUGUGAAUGUAAGGAAUGUGAUAAGGCAUUCAGUUGUUCCAGUUCUAUUCAAGUACAUGAAAGAACUCACACUGGAGAGAAGCCCUAUAAAUGUAAGGAAUGUGGUAAAGCCUUUAGUUUUCUCAGUUCCAUUCGAACACAUGAAAGAACUCACACUGGAGAGAAGCCCUAUGAAUGUAAGGAAUGUGGGAAAGCCUUCAUUUCUCCCAGAAGCGUUCAAAUGCACAUGAUAACACACACUAGAGAUGGCCCUUAUAAAUGUGAGGUGUGUGGGAAAGCUUUUGGUUUUCCCAGUUCAUUUCAAAGUCAUAAAAGAACACACACUGGAGAGAAGCCCUAUGAGUGUAAGCCAUGUGGUAAAGCCUUCAGUUCUUCUAGUUCUCUACGAUAUCAUGAAGGCACUCAUAGUGGAGAGAAAGAGAAGCCCUAUGAAUGUAAGGAAUGUGGGAAAACAUUCGUUCGUCUCAAAAGUGUUCAAAGACACAUGAUGAUACACACUAGAGAUGGUCCUUAUAAAUGUAGGAUAUGUGGGAAAGCCUUUGGUUUUCCGAGUUCAUUUCAAAGUCAUGAAAGGACUCACACUGGAGAGAAACCCUAUGAAUGUAAACAAUGUGGUAAAGCCUUCAGUUGUUCCAGUUAUGUUCGAAAACAUGAAAGGACACACACUGGGGAAAAACCCUAUGAAUGUAAACAAUGUGGGAAAGCCUUCACUCGUUCCAGUUCUGUUCGAAAACAUGAAAGGAUUCAUUCAGAGAAACCAUAUGAAUUUAAGGAAUGUGAGGAAGCCUUCAAUUCUUGUUCAAGUGUUCAAAAACAUGAACUGCACACUGGAGAUGAACCUUAUAAACCUAAGGUGCGUGGGGAAGCCUUUGAUCAUUGCAGUUUAUUUCAGAUACAUGAAAGUACACGCACUGGAGAAAAACCUUGAAUAAAGAAUGUGGGAAAGCUUUCAUUACCACA